AUGGUGAAACGAUAUACUAUUUUGGCUAGUCACCAUUUGAAUGAUCAUUUUGUUAACUUUGAAUUUUAUGCGACUGAAUCGAAUCGAAGGCUCUGGUUGGAAAGAAUACAGAGAUUAUCAGCCAAUGAUCACCUAUGCAUAAGUCAUUCUGCUCGUUGGUCAGCCAAACGACUCUUAUACAAAUAUACGCACACGCAUAUAAAUAUCGUACCUCUUGUACCACUGCGCAGCGUCUGA
Molecule: messenger RNA, 237 nt
Organism: Adineta ricciae
Lineage: Eukaryota; Metazoa; Rotifera; Eurotatoria; Adinetida; Adinetidae
Source: the annotation of a GenBank genome assembly